AUGGCCUGCUUCGAGAUGACCCUCAAAGACCGUCACCUUUUGCUCGUCUUCGGGCUCCUUCUCGUCGCCAUGGCCCACUGCCAGCCGGGCCGACGAGGCGGCGGUUCGACCGACAACACCGGUCCGUCAGGCGGUGGGGCCUCGUCGUCGUCGUCGUCGUCAGCGACAGCCCCAAGAAAGUUGGUGCCCGAGGAGGCGUUUGCUCAGUUGUCUCGAGCCGUCGGAGGCCAAGUGGAGCGUCGACUGUUGGGCCGACGUCCAAACAAUCUUGGCGUCUCCACGGGCGACUAUCUCUGGCCACGGGUGAAUCAGACCGAGAACACAAUUGACAUCUUCUCGGUGGUACAGAUUGUGUAUGAAACCGCACUUCCGGGAGUACACUUAUCCCUCUUUCCCCCACCAUCACAGUUGUUGCCUAUGGCAACGGAAACGGCGACGAUAACGGCGACGGCGACGGCGACGACGAAAGUGAAGCCGUCAAAAGGCGAUUUGGCGCAAAUUCUCUCCUGGCCCACUCAAAACGCCCGUUUCGUCACACCGACGUAG
Protopolystoma xenopodis is the source of this 546-nucleotide messenger RNA. NCBI's taxonomy places the organism in Eukaryota, Metazoa, Platyhelminthes, Monogenea, Polystomatidea, Polystomatidae. The record is from the annotation of a GenBank genome assembly.